Toxotes jaculatrix (banded archerfish) is the source of this 2832-nucleotide messenger RNA. It is a transcript of the gene mmp9, whose product is annotated as matrix metallopeptidase 9. Gene Ontology annotation, molecular function: metalloendopeptidase activity; zinc ion binding. Gene Ontology annotation, biological process: collagen catabolic process; extracellular matrix organization; proteolysis. NCBI's taxonomy places the organism in Eukaryota, Metazoa, Chordata, Actinopteri, Toxotidae. The transcript is spliced from 13 exons. The record is from RefSeq and is a predicted model, not a curated record. Gene Ontology annotation, cellular component: extracellular matrix. Bases 189 to 2240 code for a protein of 683 amino acids.
AGGCAGAGAGACUCCAGUCAAAACAAAGAGAUAAGCCAACACUGAAGGAGAGACACAAUUGAUCUUCAGAAAAGAAGCUUUCAAAUUUUUUGGCUAACUUAGAACUUGUUAACUGCAAGGCUCUAAGUAGCACCUUUGUAGAACUUUUUUUUUGUUACAUUUUUCAGCAAUCCACAGUAGGUCUCAUCAUGAGAUGCUGUGCUUUAGUUGUGUGUUUAGUUUUGGAGCUGAGCAUGCAGUAUGCAUGGAGCAUUCCGCUCAAGUCCGUCACUGUCACCUUCCCGGGAGACAUCAUCAAAAACAUGAGUGAUACGGAGCUGGCUGAAUCGUAUCUGAAGAGGUUUGGCUACUUAGACACAACGCACCGCAGUGGCUUCCAGUCUAUGACGUCCACCUCCAAGGCUUUGAAGAGGAUGCAGAGGCAGAUGGGGCUGGAGGAGACUGGAGAGCUGGAUAGGUCCACCCUGGAGGUCAUGGAACGGCCUCGCUGCGGGGUUCCUGAUGUGGCCAACUACAAAACCUUUGACGGAGACCUCAAAUGGGACCAUAAUGACAUCACUUACAUGAUCCUUAACUACUCUCCUGACAUGGAGAGCUCUCUGAUUGAUGAUGCCUUUGCCAGAGCCUUCAAGGUGUGGAGUGAGGUGACCCCUCUGACUUUUACCCGCCUCUUUGAUGGAACGGCAGACAUCAUGAUAUCAUUUGGAAAAGCCGACCAUGGAGACCCAUACCCAUUCGAUGGUAAGAAUGGGCUUCUGGCCCAUGCUUAUCCCCCUGGUGAGGGUGUGCAGGGAGACGCCCACUUUGACGAUGAUGAGUACUGGACCCUGGGUAAAGGACCAGUUGUGAAGACUCGCUUUGGGAAUGCGGAUGGUGCCAUGUGCCACUUCCCCUUCACUUUCAACGGCAAGACCUACACCACCUGUACCACGGAUGGCCGUACAGACAACCUGCCAUGGUGUGCCACCACAGCUGACUACAGCAGAGACAAGAAAUAUGGCUUCUGCCCAAGUGAACUUCUCUACACAUUUGGAGGAAACGCCAAUGGGGAUAAGUGCGUCUUCCCCUUCGUCUUUCUGGGCAAGAAAUACGACAGCUGUACCACAGAGGGCCGCAGCGAUGGUUACCGCUGGUGUGCCACUACAGACAACUUUGACGAAGACAAGAAAUAUGGAUUCUGUCCCAGUCGUGACACGGCUGUAACCGGUGGCAAUUCUGAGGGAGAGCCCUGCCACUUCCCCUUUGUGUUCCUGGGUAACACGUAUGACUCCUGCACCAGUGAAGGGCGAACAGAUGGCAGGUUGUGGUGCAGUACCACUGCAAGCUAUGAUGAGGACCAAAAGUGGGGCUUCUGUGCUGACCAGGGUUACAGUCUUUUCCUGGUGGCAGCCCAUGAGUUUGGACAUGCCCUUGGGCUGGAUCACUCCAGCAUUAGAGAUGCUCUCAUGUACCCCAUGUACAGCUAUGUGGAAAACUUCUCCCUGCACAAAGACGACAUUGAAGGCAUUCAGUAUCUCUAUGGAGGCAAAACAGGACCUAACCCCCCCACCCGUCAGCCUGACAUCUCCACCACUUCACCCUACCCAGACCCUGAUGAGACUGACCCCACAGAUGAACCCGAACCCACCUCCACUACCACCACUCGACCUGUGGACCCAACCAAAGAUGCCUGCAAGCUGACUAAAUUUGACACCAUCACUGUGAUUGAGGGAGAACUCCAUUUCUUCAACAAUGGACAUUACUGGAAGAUGCCCAGCACAAGUGACACAGGAGUCAAGGGACCACUUUCUAUUUCUCAGAGGUGGCCAGCUCUGCCAGCAGUCAUUGACUCUGCCUUUGAGGAUGUUUUGACCAAGAGAGUGUACUUCUUCUCAGGGACUCGAUUCUGGGUGUACGCUGGGCAGAAUGUCCUGGGUCCCCGCAGCAUUGAGAAGCUCGGCCUUCCCAGCAGCAUUCAGAAGGUAGAGGGAGCACUGCAGAGGGGGAAAGGCAAAGUUCUGCUCUUCAGUGGGGAGAACUUCUGGAGACUUGAUGUGAAGGCCCAGAAAAUCGACAAUGGAUACCCCAAAUACACUGAUGUCGUCUUUGGUGGCGUCCCCAAUGACGCUCAUGAUGUAUUCCAGUACAAAGGUCACACCUACUUCUGCAGAGACCGCUUCUACUGGCGUAUGAAUUCCCGCAGACAGGUGGACCGUGUUGGCUAUGUCAAAUAUGACCUCCUCAACUGCUCAGAUUCUUGAGGCUUUUGCUAUUGAGAAGAUGAACACACAGGGAUGAGCUCAAAAUCAGGUGUCAGGGAGAAUGUGAUGCAGUAUUUGUGUGUAGCGUUGUAUGAUGUGUGUGCUUUCUGGGAUGUAAAUAAUUGGCCAUCACUGAUGUUGGCAAAUUCUAAACCAUAGAGCAUUGGCUUAAGAAUAAGUCAGAGGCCCAGUAUAGGAAAGCAAAUUGUGAACUGAGGUACUGACUUGCCCUAAGUCUGAUCAUCUGUGAACUCAUGUAAUGGUAGCCUAAAAUUUCAAACCAAUAACCACAAUUUAAAUAUUCUCAAAAGCAGUUUGGGUCAUUUUCUGAAUAAUUUCUUUAUGUCUGACAGGUUCAGACUCAACAGUAUUGGAUUAUUUUGGUAUUUAUAACAAUAUCUAAUAUUAUUUUUGUGUCCUAAAGCUUAUUUGUUUUGUAUAAUUCUAUUUGUGUAUUUCUGAAAAUGGCUUCAAAGCCAAUUACUUGCACUGGAAGACAAUGCAUGUCUCCUUCACUGAAAUUAUUUAUAAGACUGAUAUGUUUUGUAUUAAAGUUUUAACUUUAAAUGCAAUAAACAUUAUGUGAGAAUUA